Molecule: messenger RNA, 436 nt
Organism: Pan troglodytes (chimpanzee)
Lineage: Eukaryota; Metazoa; Chordata; Mammalia; Primates; Hominidae
Product: large ribosomal subunit protein eL34-like
Exons: 1
Coding region: 20-436 (138 amino acids)
Biological process (GO): translation
Cellular component (GO): ribosome
Molecular function (GO): structural constituent of ribosome
Source: RefSeq, a predicted model, not a curated record
CUGUCUACAGGCACUCAGAAUGGUCCAGCGUUUGACAUACCGUCGUAGGCUUUCCUACAAUACAGCCUCUAACAAAACUAGGCUGUCCCGAACCAAAACUAGGCUGUCCCGAACCCCUGGUAAUAGAAUUGUUUAUCUUUAUACCAAGAAGUUUGGGAAAGCACCAAAAUCUGCAUGUGGCAUGUGCCCAGGCAGACUUCAAGUGGUUCCUGCUGUAAGACCUAAAGUUCUUAUGAGAUUGUCCAAAACAAAGGAACAUGUCAGCAGGGCCUGUGGUGGUUCCAUGUGUGCUAAAUGUGUUCGUGACAGGAUCAAGCAUGCUUUCCUUACCGAGGAGCAGAAAAUCGUUGUGAAAGUGUUGAAGGCACAAGCUCAAAGUCAGAAAACGAAAUUAAAAAAUGAAACUUUUUUGAGUAAUAAAAAUGAAAAGACUUAA